Messenger RNA from Candidozyma auris, 1752 nucleotides. RefSeq lists its product as uncharacterized. Bases 1 to 1752 code for a protein of 583 amino acids. The transcript has a single exon. NCBI's taxonomy places the organism in Eukaryota, Fungi, Ascomycota, Pichiomycetes, Serinales, Metschnikowiaceae. The record is from RefSeq and is a predicted model, not a curated record.
AUGUCAGAACUAAUAGGAACAAAAGUAGCCGUUCCGGGAACCACGAGAGGAUAUGGUAUACUCAAGUACGUGGGUCCCAUUGAAGGAAAAGGUGGGGUAUUUGGUGGGCUCGAGCUACAAGGUCCCAUAGCUGCAUCAAGAGGUAAAAACAACGGAUCCGUUGAUGGAAUCCAAUAUUUCAAUGUCCAGCAGCCAAUGAGCGGCCUCUUCAUACCUUGGGAAAGACUUCGAAGCGCUAACUUGAGACUCCCGAAACUUGACGAAUUCAUGAGACCCAUAUCCGAAUCUUCGGAUUAUUUAAGAACUCCAAGCCCCCGUCUGAACUCGUCUUCAAGAGGAAGCAGACCAGCUUCCCUGGCUCAAAGCCCACAAUUGAGUCUGUCGAUUCUGUUACCAAAACGCAGAGUGGCAUCUGGGGAGCAAAAUAGUAUGGCAGGCUCCAGAUCGGUGGUUGGAUCUCGAAGCGAUCUGGGAGACCUUUUUGACAGGACACGAGUGCAACACGAACUUCAAGUGGCUCAAAGAGAAAACAAUGAGCUAAGAAGUAUACUAGAAUCUAAAACUAGAGAUCUCCAGGAGCGUGACAAUAUACUAAAGGGUUUACAGAAUACUAUCAACGAGUUACAAGCUGUGCUUGCGGAUAUGGAAGACGAAUUGGCUCAGAAGGACCAGAGAUUGUCGAAGCAGAAAGCUGAUAAUGAUAAGGCAAGGGAGGAGUGGAGAGAAAGUUUACAGCUAAUGCUUUCUGCUCAGCAAGAGGCAGAGGAGCUAUAUGAGCAGCAGUUGAAAGAUCUCAAACGGAAGCUAGGUGACGCCGAAAGUGGCUCAAUAGAUAAAAGCCGUUUGAAUGAGCUAGAGGAGCAGAUAAAACAUCUCACUGAGGAGAAUAAGAGGCUUGACAAGCAGUUGGAAAGGUACGCCACAGACGAUAGCCAGACUUCCGAGGGAAAAGAAGAGCUCUUAAAAUCCCUUGAACGCCUUCAGCAGGAUGUCUCGUCAUUGGAGUUCGUCCUUGGGGAGAGUCAGGAGAAGGUGAAAGCUAAGGAUAAAGAAAUACUAGAGUUACAAGCCGAGGUCGAGAAGCUUCAACAGAAGGAUAUGGACACAUUACUGCAGCAAGUAGGUAAGAUGAAUGUUGACGAGGAAACACCAGAAAAGGUUGAGGAGUUGGAAAAGCAGUUGAAAGAGAAAGAAAUCGCAUUGAAGGCGAAAAGUGGUCUUGAGAUCGAGCUACGGAAUCUUCAAAGCGACAUUGAGAAAGCAGAGGAAGAGAAGGAACGUCUUCAAAAGCAAUUGAAGGAAAGUCAGCGUGAGAAAAGCAAUGAUUCUACAACCUUGGAGACUCAGAUUGAGGACCUCAAGCACGAACUUGCCAUGAGACCAACAUUUGAAGAAUUAAGCGAGUUACAGACAUCUCUCGAAGAAGUGGAUCUGCUACAUCAGAAGUCCCUCGCGGACAAGGAUCGAGCACUCGCUCGCAUAGAAGAAGAGAAGAAAGCACUCUCAGAAGAGCUAGAGAAGCUUCGCUCGCUGCUAAAGAGGAGCCCCUCCGAGAAUGAUGACAUAAGUACAGAUGACACGGAAAACAAGGAGAAUCACUACGGAACAAGCUACUUAAAAAAUGACACUUUGGGUAUCUACAAACCACCCAAGCCAGUUGACCCUAGCAGUGGUCGGCAGAACUGGUGUGGUCUUUGUGAACGGGAUGGCCAUAGCAGCCUCAACUGUCCCUACGAGAACGACAUUUUCUAA